ACCACCGUAAAAAGCUAGGUCGUGUAGUCGUCGUCGUCCUCUCGUCGAAAGGUUGGUGGGCAUGGACCUCUCCUCGUCGUUGGCGGCGGCGGCGUCGGCGUCGGCGGCGUCACCGUCGUUGGCCAAGGCGGUGGACACCUACAGAAAGGCGGUCGGCACGGCGGCCACGCUGACGGCCUACACCGUGCUGGCGCGUGGCAUGGCGAGGGAGCUCGUGCCGCACGACCUGCGCGCGGCGGUGGCAUGGGCGGCGUCGCUCGUCCGCGCCCGCUUCGAGCCCCGCCCCGCGGAGCGCCGCACCGUCAUCAUCCGGCGACGGGACCCGUACGGCCGCGGCCACGAGAACCGCGUCUUCGCUGACGCCCACUCGUACCUCGCCACCAAGAUCGACCCCCGGUCCAUGACCCGGUUCUGCCUCAGCGGCGGCGCCUCAGGCGGCGAGCGACGCGCGCGGAGCAGCGUCGUGAUCUCCAUGGUUCCCGGCGACUCGAUGACCGACGUGUUCGAGGGCGUGGAGUUCACGUGGACCUCCGUUCCCGGCGAGGGCGGGGGCGGCGGCGGGAGAUCGAACGGCGGCGGCACGGCGGCGGAGUCGGACUCGAGGGAGCUCAGCUUCGACGCGGAGCACACGGACACGGCGCUCGACAGGUACGUGCCCUUCAUCAGGGACGAGGUGGAGCGGGCGCGGCGGCGCGACCGCGAGCUGGAGAUCAGCAUGAACGAGGGCUCGUCGUGGAACGGCAUCGUGCACCACCACCCGGCCACGUUCGACACGGUCGCCAUGGAUCCGGCCCUCAAGAAGCAGUUCGAUUUUAAUAAAAGUCAAAACAUCUUGUUAACCUUAAACGAGGAAGUACCUUAUGAGAAGGAGAAGCUGACGCUGUCCGGGCUGCUCAACUUCAUCGACGGGCUGUGGUCGACGAGCGGCGAGGAGAGGGUCAUCGUCUUCACCACCAACUACAGGGAGCGCCUCGACCCGGCGCUGCUCCGGCCGGGGCGGAUGGACAAGCACGUCUACAUGGGCCACUGCGGCUGGGACGCCUUCACGACGCUCGCCCGCAACUACUUCCUCGUCGACGACCACCCGCUGUUCCCGGAGAUCCGGCGGCUCAUCUCCCAGGCCGAGGUGACGCCGGCGGAGGUGUCCGAGAUGCUGCUGCGCAGCGAGGACGCCGGCGCCGCGCUCGCCGGCCUCGCGGAGUUCCUCGAGGUGAAGAAGAAGAAGAUGAAUCAGGCCGCCGUGUGAAUGUGAAGGCGAGUAGCGUCGUCGUUGCAUCAAGAACAGUCGGAUGAUUCAGUUCUUUUGCUCCUAAUUUCAUGUGAACCGUCACUGCUUUCUGAAUCUCUGAUUGUUCUGGUUCUCUCCUAGCUAGUUAGGAACUAAUUUGGGAUGAUUGAUUUUUGUUUCAAACAAAUUUCGGUUAGUUGAUUGGUUUCACAAUUUUUUUGGGUGAUUAUUGUAUUCGUGAUUGGAUAAUCUGUCCUCCACUUGGGUUAUGUAGAGUGCACAAACUGAUUCAGAUUUAAGUAUGUUAUCCAUUAUGCAGAGGAACAAGUUAGCUAAGAACACCAAUUGGUCCUAGCUUGUUUCCUCUUCUGUUCUUUCA
Oryza sativa Japonica Group (Japanese rice) is the source of this 1607-nucleotide messenger RNA. The record is from RefSeq and is a predicted model, not a curated record. NCBI's taxonomy places the organism in Eukaryota, Viridiplantae, Streptophyta, Magnoliopsida, Poales, Poaceae.